Salmo salar (Atlantic salmon) is the source of this 5374-nucleotide messenger RNA. NCBI's taxonomy places the organism in Eukaryota, Metazoa, Chordata, Actinopteri, Salmoniformes, Salmonidae. The record is from RefSeq and is a predicted model, not a curated record.
AUCUCUCUUGCAAAUUCGUUUAAUGUAAUAGUUUUAAAGCCAUUCACUAAGCAAUAUUUUUGGCGUCUGUUUGUAAACUUUGCAUUCUAUUAAUUUAACGUUGUGUUGUUUGAUAAAGUUGGCGCUAUUUUGUUGAAUGAUUAGUUGACCGUUAGCUAACUUUCUAGAUAACGUUAGCUGCUAGCUAGAUUAGCUAACAACAAAUAAAAAAAUAAAAAGUUAUUUCGUUAUCAUCAAAUAAUGCAGUGCUCUAAAAACGAAUUAACGAAACAUAUAGUUUUGUUACAGAAUGGAAGACUAUGAAAAGUUCAUACAACGCCGACUUUACGAACUGAAAAGGAAGGAUAGCAACGACAACAACAAUAACCAACGCCGGACACUGGAAUCACCAUGUACUCGCCACGUAUCAUCAGCUAUCCGUUUCCAUGGUAUACCCAUCCUUCCUCCAUUGCUCACAGGAGUGCAAAGAGAAGAGAUGCAGAGACACAGAGAGGCAGCCAAGAGGACGACAGAUAGGAGGAAGACUCAGCCCUCUGAGACAAGGAUGUCCUACGUUCAGAACAUUCUACACAGUGUUCAGGCCGAGGCUGGGAAACGGUCCCAUAUAAUUGAAUUGUACACUCCUGCUACUUCAGCUAACGUAAUGUAUUGCCUAGCCUAUAAGCUGAGGCAAGCACCAACACUGGAGGAGUUCUUUCAGGGUGAACCAGGACUAACGGCAGCCAAAACCACCAACCUACACCACAGCAACGUCCGCCAGGUUCUAGCGUCGCAGAAUGAUGAUGUCACCGAGACCAAGGACAGCUUGCCGGGGUCGUCCUCCCCACCAACCUUAACCGUCAUGCAUGAUGGGAAAGCAGGCAUCCUCGUCCGAGGUCCUCCCAUGACGUCGACAGCCUACGGCGCCUUCACAACGAAUCACCUUACAACUCUCCAUAACACCACCACUGUGAGGGAGACCUUCCUAGAUAAGCUGGUCUGUGACCCAAUGACACCUUCUCUAGCUAGAGAGACAACCACACAUACCAACCAGGUUGCUCCACAAACAGAGACCCGGACCAGGGAGAGACUCUUGUAUGACCAGGAUAAGACCACCAAUGCUGGGUGUGUUCUGGAGGAGGACCUGGGUUCAGGAGAAGCAACGGUGGAUCCUCUAGCUGACAUAAGCCACCAGUCUUCAGGGUACGUGACGUAUGAAAACGCGGAGGCCACCUGUGUCUUGAGUCGGACCGAGGCUGGGGAGAGCAUUAUAUCAGGGCCUGAGGAGGGGACACCAAUUGGAACGGGGGGGUUUCUCCUACACAGCACCUCUGAUACAAACACAACCAAGGCAUGUAAUAUCAUCAGCCAUCCUCCCAUUGAUGCUGAAGAUCUGGAGGAGGGGUCGUCCCCGUGUGACGAUGACCUCAUAACCGGUCGUCCUGCAGAUGAGGCGAGCGUGACGUCGUCCUGGUGUAAUGACGUCAUACCAGACUAUUUAGAGGAAGCGUUGGUGACGUCGCCUCUACAGAGCAACGAUAUCACACCUCCUGUAGAAGACCGCAUAGCAAGUCAUCCAGGAAAGAAGUGUAGCACUACUAAUAUUGUCACUUUCCCCCAGCAUCAAGCCUCAUUAUCACUAUCAGACCGUCCUGAACCCAAGAUUGUAGUGACAUGUCCUCAGACUGAGGCCUCGACACCGGACCUCUGCAAACCAGGUCAGAACCAGGCGUCAGACUUAGACCGACCGGAGGGACCAUACCGGCUCAGCCUCCAGACUCUUCUAAAGAAAUCCCAGGCAGCUUUGGAAUGCCCCAAACCAGGCAGGAACCAGCCAGAAUCAGAACCAAAGAUCCGGACUGGAGAUGUAGACUUUGAAUCGGAACCAGUUGCAGGGCCGUACCGCCUCAGCCUCCAGACCCUGCUGAAAAAGUCCCAGGAGCACCGGAGACGCCAGCGUCAGCUGAAGAACCAGGCCAAGGCCUCUACUUGUUCUACCAGGACCCAGGAGGCCUUGACACACCAGAAGAUGGAGGAGGAGAUCAGUUUCUCAGACAAGGAGAAUGAGGAGUUCCUCCAGUCAGGGAGAGUGGUGGCGGAGGGAAGGAAAACCCGGGACAGGGAUUGGAGAAAGGAUCAUCUGGGAAUGGGAGUCCAGUUUUCCGGACCGCCACCACUAGAGAUAUUCCCUAAGGAAGCGUGGGUUCAACGUGAGGAGGAGAAAGCGAGGUCUAGGAUUGUGGAAAGAAUGGGACCCAACGAAAAAGGAUGUCAUGAUAGAAUAUUGAAGGAAUUGGAGGCUGGAAAUGGCCCUUCACAUUUGGUUGGUCAAGAAGGAGACUCCCAAUCUCCUCCAGGAGUGGACAUUGAUGCUGGCUCGUCAGCCGAAGACAUCCAGCUACACCUCUCACCAGACGUCACAGCAGCACCGUCAAUGCUAAUGGGGAACCUUCCACAUCCUAUCUCAGCCGAUGCCUCCAUAACCCAGAAAUCAUUCUACCUAGUCAGGGAGAAGAGCUCUACCCUGCCGAGGUCUUCCUCUCUGGGGAGUAGUAGGUUCCAGAGCGUCCCUACCCCCCAGUUUAGUAUGAGCCCUAUCCGCUGUAAGAGUAAAGGAAACAGUGGGGGAGGAGGGCGUGGCACCCCCAAGAGGCAGAUCCUGGUAAACACACCUUUGAAUGUAGACCACGAGGUGGGGUUGGUGACUGGGCAGGAAAAGAAUGAUGCUCGGGACCAAACGCAUCUGCAUAGAGCGCCCCUAGUGGCUGGGGGUGAUACAAGACCUAUGCGUAGGAGCACAGACCAGGCAGAACAGAUAGCUCAGCUGGAGCUCAACCUGUCCAGCCUCAAAAUACUGAUCUCUGACCUGGAGUCCACGCUCACAGAGACACCAGAGAGCCACCAGACGCACAACAACAGCCAGACUGAUAAUAUAGACCAUCAACAGAAAUACAUGGACUACCAUACACCUGACAGCCAGGACUUACAGUUAGGGAACCAGACACACAACAACAGCCAGACUGAUAAUAUAGACCAUCAACAGAAAUACAUGGACUACCAUACACCUGACAGCCAGGACUUACAGUUAGGGAACCAGACACACAACAACAGCCAGACUGAUAAUAGUAGUAACCUUACCAUGGACCCGCCACAUAAAUACAUGGACUACCAUACACCUGAGAGUCAGGCAGAGAGUAACCUUAGUGAGAAAGGAAGAGGGGAUGGAGGUCAGAGGUCAGCUGAUAAGAUGGCGGUGGUCCCCUGUAGAGUCCAGUGGUGUGACAGUGUACCUCCAUUGUUCAAGGAGGUGGAGAUCGCUGUUACAACGGGUUACAAAAGACAAGAUGGUCGCCAGCAGCAGCCUCUUGCAGCGCGCCUCGUCACCUCCCUCACUCAGAAGAGAAGAGUUCCUGACGUGUUCCGGAAGGUUCCAUACGAUGUCAUCAAGGUUCGGAAUGACGUUGUCAAGAUUCCGGCAUCACACAAAACACCUUUCUCCGUCCUCUCAGAUGCCAGUAACAACCAGCACCAGCCAAUGGAGUGGAAGAGUUAUCCGGAGGACCCCGCCCACUUCCAAUCCAUCAACCAAUCGUAUGACGUGGACACGCCCUCAGGGCUCUGGCUCCAGGGAGGGUCAGAGGGGUCGUUGAAAGGUCAUGACCCCGCGGGGAAGCAGCUGACCCCUGAGAACGGAGGUGGCGGUCAGGGAGGGGCGUCAAGGGCCAAACGUAGACUGGUCAUGCACACCACAGAGGGGAACAGGGGACGAGGACGAAGAGAGGUGAUGGACAGGCCUCACUCCAGUACUCCUGAAGCUGCGGUGCAGUCACACAGUCAGCCCCAGCUGAAGCAGACCCAUGCAGCCCAGGUCAGAGCCCUGAAGGAGGAGCAGAGGAGACAGCAGCAACAACUACUGCAGAUGCUGGCUGCACGUUACCAGCUACUCCAGAGUUUGUCCUUCCCUGUGUCCUCCAGCCCCACAUCCAGCUCACGUCUUGCGGACAACACGACCUCCCUCCUCCCCCUCUCUUCCAUCCCUCUGUCCUCCCUCUCCAUCCCUCUGUUCUGCCCCUCACCAGGAUCCCUCCUUUCAGACCCAGACUCCCCCUCACGGUCUCCCAGGUGUGUGUGUGUGUGUUAUGGCCCCCUGGUGGCAGCAGCAGUGAAGGGAUACCUAACCAGGAGGCUCCUACACACAGAGAGAGUGGGACAGCUGCUAUGUACCAUCAAGGACACGCAGCAGUUCCUGCUGUCCUUCCAGCUCCAGAGCCCUGGGAGAGACAGCAGGCAAGACCUGGUGCUGCAGGAGAGAGUCACACUGCAGCUCCGCUCAGCACGUUAUGAGGUCCAGGACAUCUUCUGUCUGUCAGCAGGAGACAGGAUGCAGAUCAUCAGCUGGGACAGACAGCUGGCCAGGGACAGGGAGAUGAAACGCAAGACUGGGGAAACGGGGUCGACCAGGGGGAAGAGUUCUCUGUCAGCUGCUACACAGAAAGCCUUGGAGAGGAAGAGAGGAGUCAUGAUGAGGAAAGCGGCAGAGGGGCAGAGGGGGACUGGAGCUGUGGUUGCUGGGGCAGAGGGGAACGUCGUGAAGCAGACACGUGGGUCUUUUCGACCCAACCCUCAAAGGGUCCCCAAGACCACCCAGUCCCGCAGAUCUCGGUGAAGAUGGUCUACUUAUCGGGCUAGACUGGACCGGAACCGGAUCGUGUUCAUUUUGGCACAGUGUAGCAAAACAUUUUGCACAGGAGAACGAAAACGAGCGUUUCUUAUUGGACAAGUUCAGGGUCAUAUUCAUUAGUGGAAAUGUUUUGGAAAAUGAAAACAAGCGUUUGUUAUUGGACAAGUUCAGGUAGUCCCUCCCUUGACCCAGGUAAUGAAUACUGUUGAUACCUAAAAAGAUAUACACACACACAGAAUCCAUCUCACUUAACCCUAAAACAAUACGCCCCUAUGGGCCCUGGUCAAAAGUAGUGCACUAUAAAGAGAAUAGGCUGCCAUUUGGGAUGCAUCCAUAGUGUUUCUUGCUAACCAGUGUACAUCUGGAAAGUAUUGUAUUUUAACUUGAUUGUAUUCUACAAAGGCACAACUCACUGCAUUCAAAUGCAUCUUAGCUACUACAUACUGUAUGUGACAAUCUAUUCUUACCACAAGACCUCAGGACUUGUUUUUGGACACACUGUUCGUAAUAUGUUAGUUUUACACAUUUUAUACUAUUUAUAUUUCCUAUACCUGUUUGUGGUACAGUAUUGGGAUGGCAAUGCAACCAAAGCCCAGAAUAUCCAAGUCUAUUUUUAAGGUCUGUUUUUAGUGUUCUUCUUUCCUACUGUUUUUGUUCUAAAUUAUUUACAAGUGUUUUUUAAUAAAUGUUUUUAUAAAAAAUUUACUUGUCAGG